This is a messenger RNA of Hansenula ciferrii, 1089 nucleotides long. RefSeq names its product aldo-keto reductase superfamily protein. The transcript has a single exon. The record is from RefSeq and is a predicted model, not a curated record. Lineage: Eukaryota; Fungi; Ascomycota; Saccharomycetes; Phaffomycetales; Wickerhamomycetaceae. The coding region runs from base 1 to 1089 and encodes 362 amino acids.
AUGAGUACUACUGAACAAACUGAACAAGCUGCUAAACAAUUCGUCCCAUGGAACAACUUGGGUAAAUCUGGCUUGAAAAUUUCCAAUGUUAUCGUUGGUGCAAUGUCUUUUGGUUCAAAAGAAUGGGCACCAUGGGUUUUAGAUGAUGAAGAAAAAAUUUUCAAAAUUUUGAAAAAAGCUUAUGAUCAUGGUAUUAGAACUUUUGAUACUGCUGAUAUUUAUUCAAAUGGGUUAUCAGAAAUUAUUUUAGGUAAAUUUUUGAAAAAAUAUAAUAUUAAGAGAGAUAAAGUUGUUAUUUUAACAAAAGUUUGGGGUCCAAUUGAUGAAGAUUUAGGUCCAAGUUUCUUCUUCCCAUUUAUUAAAACUGAUGAAGAACGUACAAAUUUUGCAAAUAAUCAGGGUUUAUCAAGAAGACAUAUCUUAGAUGCUGCUAAGAAUUCUGUUAGAAGAUUAGGUACUUAUAUUGAUGUUUAUCAAGUUCAUAGAUUAGAUCAAAACACUCCAUAUGAAGAAACUUUAAAAGCUUUAAAUGAUGUUGUUGAAUCUGGGUUAGCAAGAUAUAUUGGUGCUUCAACAAUGAGAGCUGUUGAUUUUGUUGAAUUACAAAACAUUGCUGAAAGAAAUGGAUGGCAUAAAUUUAUCUCUGUUCAAAGUUAUUAUAAUUUAACAAACAGAGAAGAUGAAAAUGAAUUGAAUUAUUAUGCUCAAAAAACAGGUGUUGGUAUUAUUCCAUUUUCUCCAUUAGCUGGUGGUAUUUUAGCAAGAGAAAUUGAUUCCGGCUCUUCAGAAUUAACAACAAGACAGCAAUCAUUUGGUCCAAUUUCCUACGUUGUUAAAGAUGAUAAUCCUGAACAAGCUGUUGAAAUUGCCAUCAUUAAAAGAGUUGGUGAAUUAGCUGCUAAGAAGAAUGUUUCAAGAGCUGCUAUUGCCACCGCUUGGUUGAUUCAUAAAGGUGCUAAUCCAAUUGUUGGUUUAAACUCUGAAAAAAGAAUUGAUGAUUUGAUUAUUGGUGCUAAUUUGAAAUUAGAUGAUGAUGAAGUCAAGUAUUUAGAAGAACCUUAUAAACCAAGACAAAGAGUCUUUGAAUAG